AUGGACUUCAACUAUGUAUCGAGAAUCCCAUGGAACAGAUCCUCUUGUCAGAACUACAAUCUCCCUGCACCCAGUCCCAACAACGCCACUUCUCGAUCCGACAUAGUCAGCAGCGACCCUUGCUGCCGGACUCUGCUUUCCCUGUUCGGUAUUUCUCUGUCUCUCCAUCUCAAAGAAACUUCCGUUUUCCAUCUUUCCGAUUUACCCACUUCCGUCGCUUGCCUCCGCGACUACCAAGCCAAGCUCAAUUCGCUGGGUCUCUCCAACAGCGGCGAUCUCGUCUCCUACUGCUUCAACCCUACGGAUUUCGUGAUGUCGACCAACGUCUGUGCUCGGAUUCAGUCGACCCAGGAUUGGGUUGCUGCGGUUGGUCCGUCGACGCCGCUCGACGCGGCUUGUAGAGGCGACCUCACGGAUCUGACCGCUUGUGAUUCGUGUGUGGCGGCUGGGUUCAGGGUUCAGUCCUCGUUGGUGUCGAUUGAUGGGGAUAAGUCUCACGCCACGAGUUGCUUCUACUUCGCGAUUCUGUACGCUGCUGGGGUUGUCAACAGAUUCGGGCCGGAGAGUUAUGGUGCUGUCUCGUGCAUAUUUGGGUUGGAUUUGGUUUCCAAACUGGGUUCUUCAGCUCGUAAAUCUCGGUUCCCUCUUGUGAUUGGGUUGACUAGCACUGCUGCUGCUGUGAUUGUAAUGUCUGGUUUGGUAGGGUUCUGGUUUUUGAAUAGGAAGAGGAGGGGAAGAAUGGAGGAGGGGUCUGGUAAUGGUUCUGAUGUGGAGGGACGGCGAGCUAGGCCGAGAUUAAGGCCGAAUACUGGAUCAAUCUGGUUCAAAAUUCGUGAUCUUGAGAGGGCAACCAAUGGUUUUUCGCAGAAGAACUUUAUUGGCAGGGGAGGGUUUGGAAUUGUGUACAAAGGGGUUUUGUCUGAUGGGACAACGGUGGCUGUUAAGAGGGUUUUGGAGUCUGACUUUCAAGGCGAUGCUGAGUUUCGGAAUGAGAUUGAGAUUAUCAGCAAUCUCAAGCACCGGAAUCUGGUGCCGCUUAGAGGUUGUUGUGUGAUUGAUGGAGAGAGUCAGAGGUUGCUUGUUUAUGAUUACAUGCCGAAUGGCAAUCUUGAAGAUCAUUUGUUUCCUGCAGCAGGGAAGGAGCCAUUGAGUUGGCCUCAGAGGAAGAACAUCAUUAUGGAUGUGGCUAAAGGGUUAGCUUACUUGCAUUAUGGAGUGAAGCCUGCCAUUUUCCACAGGGACAUUAAAGGGACUAAUAUACUGUUAGAUGGCGACAUGAGGGCUAGAGUGGCUGAUUUUGGUUUGGCCAAGCAGAGUCAGGAAGGGGUGUCUCAUCUUACUACUAGAGUGGCUGGAACUCACGGCUACUUAGCUCCGGAAUAUGCCCUGUACGGGCAGUUAACCGAGAAGAGCGAUGUCUAUAGUUUCGGAGUGGUUGUACUGGAAAUCAUGUGUGGAAGAAAAGCACUGGAUAUGUCUUCUUCAGGUUCUGCACAUGGGUUUCUGAUCACUGACUGGGCUUGGUCGCUAGUCAAAGCUGGGAAACUAGAGCAAGCUCUGGAUCCUUCCUUGUUGAGGGGCGGUGGUGAUCCAAAGGCGAUAAUGGAGAGAUUUGUGCUGGUAGGGAUUUUGUGUGCUCAUGUUAUGGUUGCUUUAAGGCCUAGUAUCUCAGAUGCAUUGAAGAUGUUGGAAGGGGAUAUUGAAGUUCCACCGGUUCCUGAUCGGCCAUUGCCUCUCUCGCACCCUUCCUUCUCCACGAACAGCCACGCUUUCAGCAUCUCUCCCGCGUUGAGUGGCCCGCAAUUAUACAGCAACGACAUGCUGAGGUAA
Molecule: messenger RNA, 1830 nt
Organism: Linum tenue
Lineage: Eukaryota; Viridiplantae; Streptophyta; Magnoliopsida; Malpighiales; Linaceae
Source: the annotation of a GenBank genome assembly